AUGGAGUCAUGUCUUAUUUUACCAUCGCCACCAACUGGCAAAUGUCGUCAAAUUGAAUUAGCUGGUAUUGAUCUAUGGAUUAUUCCACGUAUUGAUAAUGUGUUUGUAUAUCCUGCUGAUUUGAAUAUUAAUCGAUUGAAACAAGCACUUGGUCGUACUCUUUCUUUAUGGCCUCUAGUUGCUGGACGUUUCCUUUUACUCAAUGAUAAACAAUAUGUUAUUGAAAUGUCCGACAAUGGUAUUCCAUUUUCAUUGGUGGAAAAUAAUGAACUAGUUCAAUGGCCUAUCAAUUUAAAUGUCCUGUUAGAUAGUGCAGAAGGUCGACUACAAAUGUUUGUCGAUGAAGCAUCAACUAAUAAACUACAUUGUGGUUCUGCAGAUGAACCACUUUUUCGUUUAAAAAUGACUCAUCUCGUUCAAAGUGGAGAAUGGAUAAUGGGUAUUAGUUGGGUACAUGUUCUUGGUGAUGCUUAUGCUUGUUUAACAUUUUUAAAUACACUAUCACGUUUAUAUCAACAACUUGAACCAUUAGAACCAUUACCUAUUUUUGAACGUCGAUUAUGGAAUAGAGAAAAUGCUGAUCAAUCUCUUUUACCAUUUAUGAGACAUUUAACUAAUGCAUUAUCACUUGAACAAAGUGUUGAAAGAAGUGUAAACGAACAAAUUACACAUGAUCAAAUAAAUAUACAUUUUUCUGGUGAACAACUCGUUCGACUUCAUAAUAUCGCUGACAAUAGCAUGUUUACUAUUCAAGAUGUGAUGACUUCUUAUAUUAUUCUUACUUUAAAUACUCAUUGUUUUGAUAAAGAUGACGAACAAUUUAUUCAACAUACAAAUAUGAUUGUCAAUUUUCGUAAUGUAUCGGAUUCAAUUGCUCCUUCUAAUCUCAUAGCUAAUUGUACUUUACGAAUGUUGUCAGAAAAUUUCGAUGAUCCCUAUUCUCUUUCAAGUAUUGCAAAAUCAAUUCGUCGUUCGGUGAUUCGAUCGCGAGAUCCAUCAUUUCUUGAAUCGAUACUUGCUACUGCAGAUGGACUAAUGCGUGAUCUAGCUCAUGAUAAUCGAGAAGUGAACACAGAUCAUUUUCCACAUGGUAUUAUUAUCAAUUCAAAUUAUCGAUAUGAUUGGGCAGAUUUAGUCGAUUUUGGAUACGUAAACAAAUGUCGGUUUUAUACAGAUGGAACAGCACCAUUAUUUCUACGUGUAUUUCAUCUAAAUCCAAUCUUUGAUGGUAAUCAAUGGAUAGAAAGAGAUCGACGCGGUGCAGAAGUUACUUUUCGUAUUGAAAAAACAAUCAAACAAAAGUUUAUCGAUGCAUGGCAACGAGAUAUCAAUGAUAAUUUUGCACAUGUAAAACAAUAA
Messenger RNA from Adineta steineri, 1359 nucleotides. The record is from the annotation of a GenBank genome assembly. Lineage: Eukaryota; Metazoa; Rotifera; Eurotatoria; Adinetida; Adinetidae.